UAUUAAGUUCAUUUAAAGACGUACUUCACACGGGUAUUUUAUAUGGCCACAAAGGCGGCAAAAUUAAAAGAGAGAGAAUUUAUCAAAGAGUGUAUUAAGCUAUACCGUAGUUUACCAUCCUUGUGGAAUGUAAAAAGCAAAGUUUAUUAUGACCGAGAAAGAAAGAAAAAGGCAUAUGCUGUUUUGUUAUCUAAGUACAGAGAAAUGUUUCCCGAAGCGACAAGAGAAGAUGUAAAGAAGAAAUUUAACGUUCUGCGAACAAAUUAUCGCAAAGAAUUCAAAAAGUACCUUAGUGCUAUGGCUGCAGGGGAGUCAUAUACACCAUCGUUAUGGUACUUUAAUGAACUGGAUUUCCUGUAUGAUGAUGAAUCAUCAGAAGAUUUAUGCGAAAAUUCUAUCUUGGAUGCUCAAAGUUUUAGCAUAGAUGAUGAAGAAUUAGCAGACAUUGAGGAAAGUUCAGCCAAUAAAUGUAAAAAAAUUAAGACAGAAGAACCAGCAGAUCAAGAAUAUCCAAAUGUAAUUGAAGUCAGGGAUGAAUUUUACCAUUGGGCUAUGGCAUGCGCUUCAGAUCUUCGAAAAAUGGAACGGACUCAACAACUUUAUGCUAAGAAAGCAUUCGCUGAUAUAAUUCUAGAAGGUCAACUAGGACUGCUUCACCGGCACUCGGUUAAAAUAAAUGAAAUUUCACCACAAGCACCGGAACCUUCAUAGCCCGACACAAGUAGGUACCUACACAUUA
Messenger RNA from Cydia amplana, 739 nucleotides. RefSeq lists its product as uncharacterized. NCBI's taxonomy places the organism in Eukaryota, Metazoa, Arthropoda, Insecta, Lepidoptera, Tortricidae. The record is from RefSeq and is a predicted model, not a curated record. The transcript has 2 exons. The coding region runs from base 43 to 711 and encodes 222 amino acids.